AUGGGUGUAGAAGGAAGUGACAGUGAAAAUAAUAGAAACGAUGGCGAUAUAAGUUGCUGGAAUUGCUUCUCUUCUGAAGAUGCUGAUCGCGAAGACGAUGUCGAGCCAGUUCCCUUGCCGAAAAUAAGGGAAGAGCAAAGGGAAAAAUUGAAAUUAUAUUCCUUUUUAGCUGCUGAAAUUACCAAACCAAAAGCAGUAUCGUUAAAACAAAAAGUGAGUGAUCAUUAUGUUGUAACUAAGAAAAUUGAUGAGAAGGUUGGAAAAAGGGCUGACCCAAUAAAAUACAAACAAGCUCUUGAAAAAAACUUCGAAAAUGACAGACCAAAAAAGUCUCUAUCACUAGAUGCAAAAAAUAAAGGCCCAGAAAAAAAUGUACGGGUACAAGCAACAAAGAGCACAGAAUCUCAAGAACUAGCGAAAAGAAAACUAGCUUUACAAAAACAAAAAGCUGUAGAAUCCCCAUCUGUUGCAAGUAAGAUAGAUAGGACACCCAGUUCAUCGUCUGCAGAAGACAUUGUCAAAUACAGGGCACAGUCCUUAGAUUCUUCUAGUGCAUCGGCCAAUAUUAAUUCUAAAGUAGAAAUAAAAAAAAAGGUUGAAACCAGCAUUACUAACGUUGCUACAUCGCCAUUGUCUAUAAGACCAAAGGAAUCGUCAGUUGCAGUUAAACAUAUACUAGUAAAGAGUCCAAAGAAUCAGAGGAAACUAUCCACUGUAUCGAAUAGUGAAAGUAGAAAUAAUGAUACGAUACCGACACCAAAAGAGUCUUCUCUAUCGUUUGAUAAUGAUGAUGAAAAAGAAUCAUCAGCUUCCAAUAUUGACAUUAGUUCAAAUAAUGAUUCCGAAGAUACUACUGUCUUGAAAGAAAAAGCAGAUAACGCUAGUUCAAAUGGUUCGGAGUCGGGAUAUGCAGGAUCCUUAGCCACAGUGCAAGAUGUAACAGAAAAUGAAGAUACACAUGUAGAAAAACUCACAGAAGAUUUAAAGAGUUUGAGCAUACGUGAACCGUUUAAAUCAUCAUUGCCUGCACUUAAUAAAGUGGAGAAGAAAAUCUUAAAAAUGCCUUCAUCGUCUGUUGCGGCAGAUAUUAAUCUUGCGCAUAAGAAAUCGCCACCGAAGUCUAUAAGAUGGAGUACAAUGACUUUACCGUCACGCUCUUUCAGUACAGAAGACGACCCUAAUUCAUCUCUUGUUGGCCACGUAAAAAGGAGUUAUACUCUCAGCAAAAAUAAUAAGCCCCAACCGACCAUAACCAUCUCUAAAGUUGACGAUACAGAAUCCAUUUCCUUAAAAUCAACUACCAAAUUAUUGCUAUCAUCUGAACAAGAAGCGAGUGCGAUAAGCCUUGGACCGUACGAAGGGAAACGAAAUCCCAAUGAUUCUGGAAACCAUAGCAGUUGCAGUACACUUAGAACUGGUGAGAAAGUCUCGUUCAUACGCGAUAUCCUGGCGUAUGGAGAUUCGUUUUUGAAGUCGCUCGAAUGGUGCGACAACUCCCUCACAAGGGGCAGAAAAUGUCGGCACAUAAAACGCGACGAAUGGCUUGAGUUGCGAAGCGAGGGUACCAAGAAAUCCAAUGAAGUCUAUAUGUCAGACACGGUUUCGCCGGGUCAUGCAACUCUGCCAAGAAGAUCGAGUUCACCCCUACCCCAUGAUGGUGAGCGGGACAGGUUUUCUCUCAAUAGGAGUGGAUUACAGAAUCGCUCCGAAUCAAUGGCAUCCGUAUAUUCCGGCGCAGGCGAAGGGUUACGUGGUACGGUGACCGUCAAAGGAGAGGUCCAGUUCUCGCUCCUGUACAAUUAUAGAUUGGGGGCUUUGGAGGUGGGAGUCAAGAGAUGCAGAGAUCUGGCCCCCAUAGACGUCAAAAGAAAUCGGUCUGAUCCUUAUGUCAAGGUGUACUUGUUACCGGACAAGUCGAAAGCUGGCAAGAGGAAGACGAAGGUGAAGAAGAACACCCUGAACCCCGUGUUUGAGGAGACGCUGUCGUUCGUGCAGCCGCUCGCUUCGCUGUCUUCGAGGACACUGUGGCUGAGCGUGUGGCACGCGGAUAUGUUUGGAAGGAACGACUUUCUGGGGGAGGUGACGCUGCCGCUGGCCGAUGUCGUGUUCGACGACCCCGCGCCCAUGUGGUACAAGCUCCACGAGAGGACAGAGCAAUUUGAUGAACAACAAGGAACCCGUGGGGACCUUAUAAUAGGGCUAAAGUUUGAGUUGCAAGAGCCCAACACAGCCCGCGGCAAAGGAACACUGCAUGUGCUAGUGAAGGAAGCGAAGAAUCUCGUUGCGACCAAACCCAGCGGUUUGACUGAUGUUUUCUGUAAAAGCUAUCUCCUUCCCGAGCGUGGUCGUCUCGCGAAACAGAAAACAGGAGUCGCUCGACGAACACUAAACCCGCGUUGGGAACACACGUUCAGCUACCGUGGACUCACGAUGCAAGAGUUGGCGACACGGGCCCUGGAGCUCAGUCUUUGGGACCGGGACCGGCUGGCGUCCAACGACUUUAUGGGGGCCGUUCGACUAUCACUUGGCACAGGUACUUACAUGGGUGCGAAUGUAAACUGGAUGGACAGCGUCGGCAAAGAAGUCAGCUUAUGGCAAACAAUGAUGCAACGGCCCAACUUCUGGGUGGAAGGUUCCCUCCCACUCAGACCUCAAUUAAACAACAAUUGA
Leptosia nina is the source of this 2670-nucleotide messenger RNA. Lineage: Eukaryota; Metazoa; Arthropoda; Insecta; Lepidoptera; Pieridae. The record is from the annotation of a GenBank genome assembly.